Messenger RNA from Mytilus californianus (California mussel), 1699 nucleotides. RefSeq names its product homeobox protein Hox-A1a-like. Gene Ontology annotation, molecular function: DNA-binding transcription factor activity, RNA polymerase II-specific; RNA polymerase II cis-regulatory region sequence-specific DNA binding. The record is from RefSeq and is a predicted model, not a curated record. NCBI's taxonomy places the organism in Eukaryota, Metazoa, Mollusca, Bivalvia, Mytilida, Mytilidae. Gene Ontology annotation, cellular component: nucleus. The coding region runs from base 93 to 1007 and encodes 304 amino acids. Gene Ontology annotation, biological process: regulation of transcription by RNA polymerase II. The transcript is spliced from 2 exons.
CAAGUUGUAAUUUAGCUUCAUUUAUUUUAGAUUUAUCUUUAGAUCGACGGGCUAAUUUAGGCACCCCUAUUGACAAUUUAACGUUCUAAAUUAUGAAUACUGAGAGUGAUUACACACUUUGUAACUUAGAUUCGCAACAUUAUGGAAACGGUUAUUCUAAUUCAGAAAUCCCAAACAAUAUUUAUGGAUAUAAUGCUGUUAAUAAUCGUUCGUUAGAUACGGGACAAAAUUAUUACGGAUCAGAAAAUGUCAUUCCACACAAUUUGUCCGGAGUAGACCUUUCACUUGGAAACGGACAGUGUCUUUCAUAUCCAGUAAAUUCCACUAUCAUUCCAAGACAUUCGAGAAAUUCCGGAUAUGAUCUACCUGAAAACCAAAGCCAUUUGGUGGACAAUUACUUAAAUGGGCAUAAUCAUAAUGGUUUGACAAUAAACGGUGACAUUCAUCUUGGAGGGGCUCAGAUGAGUCUAUCCCCCGGACGGACAAACUAUCCUAACGCUUGUUUAGAAAAUUACGGAUCGUGUUCGUUGUCAAACCCGUAUGGUUCUUCUCUUCAGCAACCAUCUCAUGCAACACAAAUAAAACAGGAGCCUAUUUCUGGACAAGAACUGCAAACAAAGCCGUUCCGGUGGAUGCAAAUUAAACGGAACACCCCAAAAACAGGUACAACAAAAGCAGCAACUGAUUUUGGAUAUUCCCCUACAACUACGUCAUCAGCAGCCUCGCAACCAAACAUGGGAAGGACAAACUUUACAAACAAACAAUUAACAGAAUUAGAAAAAGAAUUCCACUUUAACAAAUAUCUUACUAGAGCAAGACGGAUAGAGAUUGCAGCUUCCUUAGGACUAAAUGAAACACAAGUGAAAAUUUGGUUUCAAAACAGGAGAAUGAAACAAAAGAAACGCAUGAAAGAAGCAGCAUUCGAAAGUUCUAUUAAAGAUGGCUGUCAAAUUAGUUUAGAUGGACUUUCAAUGACAGCAAUGGGUUUAUGUCAGGACAGUCGAUAAAUUGAUUAAUUGCAUGGUAAAAACUUUACUUUUUUCCUGAUAUCUGUCUAAAUGGCGGGUUAAUUCACCCAGUUUAUUUCAAAUCGGAUUGGUUCGUGACUUAGUCACUAUCAGAUGUACACGUUGUUUUAGCAGAAGUACAAAGAAAAAGGCGAACCAGGAUAAAAAGUACAAAUUGGAAUCAUUUUCGAAAGAAUAAAUUGUUUGGAUUGUUUUCUUUUCAUAUCUGCAUAGCGACAAUGCCUACAAAUACAGACCAUCUGGACGAUAACAAUUAGUGCUUUUUAUUGUCGAAGGGAGAUAAUUCGUUUUAUAUUUAAGUCUUCAAGCAACAAUAUUUAUUUUUGUCUCAUAAACGUAAAUGAUUGAAUGGCACAUAGUUAUACUAUUGUCAACAUUCCAUAAAUGAAGGAAUCCAUUUUCGUGAACUAUUUCAGACGGCGUUAUGAUAACUUGGCAAGUUGGUGCUCGUUUCAGUGUGACUUUGCGAUUUUGUUUUGUUUUCUAUUACUAUGUUAAAUGUUUGUAUGCUCGUGAUUGUGUUCGUACUGUACAAAUGAUGCUCAAUCUUUAAAUAGUUAUUUAUAACAUUGAAAAUUUAUAAAACAGUUGAACAUGAAAUGUCAUUGUGUAUGAUAAAAUGUGUGACGUCAUAUUUGGCGUUAUAAAAUAUUAAAUAUUAUGGUGCAAUA